AAACAAUUGGUGAAAAUGGGAAAACGAUGUGCUUCACUGGAAAUUUAUUAGAAGGGGCUGUGGGCAGCAGUAAAUCAAGAGUGCACUUCAGCUGCAUCAUAUUAUUAUUAUCGAGCAUCGAAUGAACGAUCAUGGAAAAUUUCAUGGCAGCAAACAAUACGCGAACGGGGAAAAGCACAACCGUUUUGGAGGUGUUCCUUCCUCCACUCAUCAGCGGCCCACUCGAGCGGAAAUGGUUUACGGUUGGCGUUUCGGGAGAAAAUCAACCACUCAUCAUCGAUCAUCAACAGCGGGGGGGGGCCGUAAAAGAAAACACAACUACUUUUGACCUACAAAGUUUGGGACCGACGAAAAACUGCACGUGCUUGAAGGAAUAGUUGAGGAUCGUGAAGGAAGUAGAGAACUGUUUGAGAAGUUGUGCAGGUCGGAAGAAGCCAGUGUGACAGUGAUUCGGAAGCAUAGCAGGGCUACAGUUCUUUGUUGCAGAUUUUGCAUGGAUCCCUACAAAGAACCCAACCAACCAAGCGUCAAGAUGAGCCAGUACUAUUUCCCGAUCGUGUUCGUUUUUCUGCUAGAGAUUCUACGUCUCGCACAGUCACACCCAUUUCUGUUCAACUCGGGAAACCAGCAGCGCCGAGCGCAGAUCGAAUGGAAAUCGCCCGAGGACAACUGGACGGCCGAAGCGGCACCCAGAAGCAUCUAUCCGCUGUUGCAAAAUCAGUACAACAAGCAUCAGCUGCCCCCGACCAACCGGUACGAGAUGAUCGAGGGCGAUGAGGACGAGCAGUCGUUGAGGCGGAUGCAGGAGGCGCGAGAAAAUGCAUCCGCCCGCACGCUUUUCUACACCACCAAGGAGGAGUCGCAUCUACCGCCGCUGCUAACAAAGACGAUCAAGUACUUCAACCUGCAGCAGGUCGCGUUCGAGCUGGAAACAAGCGUCAUGUCGCAGGUAUCCUGUACCGCCUGCAAAGCUGGAGCCGGUUUGCUUCAGCACUACAUUCGCACGGGCAAAAGCAAGGAGGAGAUCAUCAAAAUGAUUUACCAGUACUGUGUGAACCUGAAGAUUCAAUCGGCGCGCGUCUGCGAAGGUGUUAGCCAGCUGUUCGGUGUGGAGGUUAUAUAUGUGCUCAAGCGUAUAACGAUCGGGCCGGAUGAGAUAUGCAGCUUCAUCAUUGGUGAUGCGUGCGGUGAUAUUUAUAAUCCGUAUCACGAGUGGGAGGUCGAAUUCCCGCCAGUGCCGAAGCCUGAUCCGCGCGAGCUCGGUUUGCCGAAGGAAGCGGCCCCAGUGUUUAAGGUGUUGCAUUUGUCCGACACACACUUCGAUCCGUACUAUGCCGAAGGAUCGAACGCGGACUGUAACGAACCGUUGUGCUGCCGGUUGACGAAUGGGCGGCCGACGACUCCGAACGGUGCCGCCGGCAAGUGGGGUGACUAUCGGAAGUGUGACACACCGCAGCGGACGGUGGAUCACAUGCUGAACCACAUCGCGGAUACGCACUCCGACAUUGAUUUCAUCAUCUGGACGGGUGAUCUGCCACCGCACGACGUGUGGAACCAAACGAAGGAGGAGAACCUGAAGGUGCUGAAGGAGACCGUCAAGCAGAUGACGGAAAAGUUCCCCGGCAUUCCGAUCUUUCCGGCGCUGGGCAAUCACGAGAGUGCACCGGUCAACAGCUUCCCACCGCCGUACGUCCAGCAGGUGGACAGCUCGAUUGCCUGGCUGUACGACGAGCUGGAUGUGCAGUGGCGCCGUUGGCUUCCGGCGAGCGUUUCACAUACGGUGCGGCGCGGUGCCUUCUACUCGGUGCUGGUGCGACCGGGCUAUCGGAUCAUCUCGCUCAACAUGAACUACUGCAACAACAAGAACUGGUGGUUGCUGCUGAACUCAACGGACCCGGCCACCGAGCUGCAGUGGUUCAUCUACGAGCUGCAGAGCGCCGAGUUUGCGGGUGAAAAGGUGCACGUGAUCGGACACAUACCGCCCGGUCACUCGGACUGCUUGAAGGUGUGGAGCCGCAACUACUACAAGAUUGUGUCGCGGUUCGAGAGCACCAUUACGGCACAGUUCUUCGGCCACACGCACUUUGACGAGUUUGAGGUGUUUUACGACCCGCACGAUCUGAGCCGUGCGACCAGCAUCGCGUACAUUGGGCCGUCGGUGACGCCGUACAAUGACCUCAAUCCGGGCUAUCGGAUCUACUACAUCGACGGUGAUCAUGAUGAAACUACACGGCUGGUCGUCGAUCACGAAUCGUGGAUUAUGAAUCUGAAGGAGGCUAACCUCUACGAUUAUCCGAUCUGGUACAAGCUGUACUCGACCCGGGCGGCCUACGGCAUGAAGGGUCUGCGGCCCGCCGACUGGGAUCAACUCAUCAACAACAUGACCGACAGCAAGGAGCUGUUCGAUCUGUACUACAAGCACUACUGGAAAAACUCACCGGUCAAACCGGAGUGCGAUUACGAGUGCCGCAAGCGCAUACUGUGCGAUGCGAAGAGUGGGCGAUCGCACGAUCGCAAGUACUUCUGCGAGGUGGUGGAAGCGAAGAUCGACGAGAGCAACAAGGGCUGGAAAGAUUGGAUCUUCAGCUCGAUUAGCUCCUCCAUAUCCUAUGCCAUUCACGGUAUAACGAAAAUUUUCUGGCGAAAACGAUGACCGCCUGAGGGUGAGCAAUGGUGAUCCCUGACAUUGCCGAUCUACAUCCCGAAGUGGUAGGAGACUAUGCGUCCAGUGCGAUAUCCCCGACUGGUUCAACCAACUUAAGCAACGAUCGGAUGAGUGAUCGUGAGAAAUUGCGUGAUACACGAGUGAAGUACGAGGGUCAAUGCGGGGACCCUCUUCAGUUCAGAGUGAAACACAUUGGUAUGGACGGUAGGUUUGUGAUAAACGAAUUGAUUCCAGUUAUUGCUGCAGACGGUACAAUCGAAUUGUACUCCAAACGAAACGUGGUAGAUGGUCUGCCGUGACCAGGUGACUCCAGCGGCUGAAUCGAACUGAACCGGAAACUCUUAACAAAACCGGCUGUCUCCGGUUUUGACCGAACGAACAGACUUUUUUUCAUCUAGGAAAACACAGGUACUCGACUGCUAGGAGGACGCUAGGGCGUGCAGGAGCCGUAACUUAGGAUUAGGAUGUAUUACAAUUCCGCUAACAGAUAAAUAGCGUUAGAAAAUCUCACCUGCCUGUAAAUAAGAUGCAAUGCAAUCUCACCAAAAUAAAUUAUUUCAAAUUGUA
Anopheles stephensi (Asian malaria mosquito) is the source of this 3232-nucleotide messenger RNA. Its product is annotated as sphingomyelin phosphodiesterase. Gene Ontology annotation, biological process: sphingomyelin catabolic process; ceramide biosynthetic process. Gene Ontology annotation, molecular function: acid sphingomyelin phosphodiesterase activity. Lineage: Eukaryota; Metazoa; Arthropoda; Insecta; Diptera; Culicidae. Gene Ontology annotation, cellular component: lysosome. The transcript has 6 exons. The record is from RefSeq and is a predicted model, not a curated record. Bases 494 to 2653 code for a protein of 719 amino acids.